AUGAGAGCAGCGCAUGCGGGUCUCAAUGCUCAUCUGUGUAUAAAGGUGAAUAACUCAGCUGACAUAGGAAAGCCAGAGCGACAGACCCUUGUUAACAUAUACGUAUUGACGUUGGUUCACGGGCGCCCUGACAUCAAUAUGCUGGACAAAGGUGACAGCACGUUUAUGGAGUUCAGGAAGCAGCAGCUGGACAGUCGCAUGAAAGAGCUAACGAAUAGAGUGUGCCAAAUCACUCAGCCGUGGUGUAUUUUGUUUUACAAGUGUAAGGUUUUCGGGUUUAGAGGAGGUGCCGAACACAGAAAUCUUCAGGUGGAACAAUACUUAUUGAGUGUGGAACCGGGAAACAGAAUUCUAACAUUUCAAGGUAGCAUGCGUAAGACUGUUCAAGGGAGACUUAAUCAACGAAAAAUUGAAGCAAAGGUUUCAAGACAGUUUGAAAUGCCCAUUAAUCAGAGGUGUGUUGUUAAACAUUUUGCUAAAUUUUACUGGAAACAGCUACCAGGAACAGCCACAGUAUCGAUAGCGUUUUCGUCACAAGUUGUCGGAGGAAACACAUUAGGGACCUUCAUAAAAAGUAUGUUUCAGGAGGCUGGUAUAAGCACAAAAUGCAGAAAUAUAAGAAACCAUUCUGGCAAAGUCACCCUGUUCAUCCGCCUGUAUAAAGACUCGUUUGAUGAACAGGCGAUAAUGAGUCGGAGCGGCCACAGAAGCACUGCAGUGCGGGAUUACAAACGAACGUCAACAGCACUGAGGAGGAGCCUAAUCGACAGGCUGCAGCCGCCGAUGGCUCCAAUCACUACUGCAACGGCGGCCCUUGCGACUUACUUAUGUGAACCAACUGAUGUUGUGUCAAUGCCUUUAUCAGCGACAACGAUGUCCACUCUCUUUGCUACAAUGAAGUCGGGCCAGAAAAAUGCAAUGAGAAAUAUCAAGACAGAAACCUCAUGUCAAAAAACAGAGCAAAAUGCCAUUGAAAUAUGCAUGCCUGAGAUAUAACAACCGUUAUAAUAAAUAAAAACGGCAAAAAAGUAUCUUGAACUCUAUAGAUAAUGUAUUUUGAGUGGUAUAAUUUAUGUAACAAGUUAUGUGUUUUUACAUGAAUUUAUAUUUGUUUUUGUUUAUAUCUCUGCAAAUCAUGUAGACUC
Mya arenaria is the source of this 1145-nucleotide messenger RNA. RefSeq lists its product as uncharacterized. The record is from RefSeq and is a predicted model, not a curated record. NCBI's taxonomy places the organism in Eukaryota, Metazoa, Mollusca, Bivalvia, Myida, Myidae. Bases 1 to 996 code for a protein of 331 amino acids. The transcript has 4 exons.